AUGAAUAUAUUCGAACACGAUAUCAAAAAUGUGGAAAAAGGAAAUGUUGUGGCAAUAUUGGGUACACAAUGGGGAGACGAAGGGAAGGGGAAAAUAAUAGACAUUUUGUCAAAGCAUUCAGAUAUCACUUGUAGAUUCAAUGGUGGUGCAAAUGCUGGCCAUACCAUAUCUGUGAGUGAUACAAAAUAUGCUUUACAUUUAUUACCUUGUGGAAUAUUAUACGAAAAUAAUAUCUGCGUCCUGGGGAAUGGAAUGGUUGUACAUAUAAAGUCUUUGAUAGAUGAAAUAAAGUCUGUUGGAGGAAAUAUAAUGGAUAGAUUAUACCUUUCAGACAAAUGUCACAUUUUAUUUGAUAUUCAUCAAAUUAUUGAUACGAUUCAAGAAAAUAAAAAACUGAAAGAAGGAAAACAAUUAGGCACAACGAAGAGAGGUAUAGGUCCAUGCUAUUCAACAAAAGUUUCUAGAAUUGGUAUAAGAUUAGGAGCUUUAAAAAAUUUUGAAAAUUUUAAAAAAAUUUAUAUUAAAUUGAUAAAUAAUUUAAUAGAUUUGUACCAAAUAAAAGAAUAUAAUAAAGAACAAGAAUUGGAAGCAUUUUAUAAAUACCAUAUUUUUUUAAAAGAUAGAAUCAUAGAUGUUAUAUCUUUUAUGAAUGAUCAAUUAAAUAAGAAGAAAAAAAUUUUAAUCGAAGGAGCUAAUGCAGCUAUGUUAGAUAUAGACUUUGGUACAUAUCCUUAUGUAACAAGUAGUACUACAACUGUUGGUGGAAUUUUUUCAGGUCUUGGGAUAAAUCACAAAACGUUGAAUUUAACAGUAGGGGUAGUUAAAAGCUAUUUAACUAGGGUAGGGUGUGGCCCAUUUAUGACUGAGCUGAACAACAAAAUUGGAGAUUCUUUAAGAGAAAAAGGUCAUGAAUACGGGACUACCACGAACAGACCUAGAAGAUGUGGAUGGCUUGACAUACCCAUGUUGCUUUAUGUGAAAUGCAUCAACUCAAUCGACAUCAUUAACUUGACCAAGCUAGACGUUCUCUCAGGGCUGAAGGAAAUCUUCCUUUGUGUUGCUUAUCGCAGCAAAGGGUCAGGUGUGUUGUUGGAAAAAGGGUGUUACCCAGUGGACGAGGACGCCUCGGAAUAUUACGAACCAGUUUAUGAAAAAUUUGAAGGGUGGGAAGAAGAUAUAUCAAAUUGUAAAACAUUUGAAGAAUUACCAAACAAUGCAAAAAAAUAUGUGUUGGCGAUAGAGAAAUAUGUAGAUUCUCCUAUCGUGUGGAUUGGUGUCGGUCCAAAUCGCAGUAACACGAUUACUAAGAAGAAGUGA
This is a messenger RNA of Plasmodium gonderi, 1317 nucleotides long. RefSeq names its product adenylosuccinate synthetase. Gene Ontology annotation, cellular component: cytoplasm. Gene Ontology annotation, molecular function: adenylosuccinate synthase activity; GTP binding. The transcript has 2 exons. The record is from RefSeq and is a predicted model, not a curated record. Bases 1 to 1317 code for a protein of 438 amino acids. Gene Ontology annotation, biological process: 'de novo' AMP biosynthetic process; IMP metabolic process. Lineage: Eukaryota; Apicomplexa; Aconoidasida; Haemosporida; Plasmodiidae.